UAGGGUUAUAUUGGGCCUGGCCAUGACAACCAUCGCCAUGAUGUUCCAGAAUUAAAGAAAAAAGUUUGAAAACUCGUCAAAAAUGUAGUUUAUACGGCUCAAAAGGAGUUACACAUGAUGCAGGGAUAUAGUUAAGAAUCUCAAGAACACAAUGAUGUAAGAUAUUAGACCUAAAUAUAUAUGGGGAGGAAAGAAGAUAUCGAUAUGGGACUUUUCAAGCAGCCGAAUAGGAAUUCGAGAAGGAUUGAACGAAAGCAUUUGCCAAUUCCUACAGGGCCGUUCACCGUUGGAUGUUUAGACUUGAUGAGUGAGCCCAAUAAGAAUGGAACGUUCGUCAGAUUGUUCUACCCGACGCAGUCGACUGAUAUAUUUGAAAGGCACCUUCAAUGGCCCCUUUGGUUACCACGGAAACAUUACUUUGAGGGUUAUGCAGAUUUCCUCAAUUGGCCUGCCAAGGUGUUCGGGAAAUUGUUACAAUAUUUCGGAGGAGAUGUGUACGCCCCAGUAUUGUGGCAGGCCUCAAUACUACGUGGGCACAAGUACCCAGUAAUUGUAUUCUCCCAUGGUAUGGGGGGCAAUCGUACCACAAAUACAACCUUAUUGAUGGAUGUCGCCAGCUAUGGCUUUGUUGUAGCUGCUAUAGAACACAGAGAUGGUUCAGCAUCUAUGACAUAUCACUUAAAAGACAGCUUUAACAACAAUGUGGGUGAAACACGAGGGGAACACUUCCACAGGCUUCCAAGCUUUACUCACGAUGCAGAGUGGCUCAAAUAUGAAAAAAUCUCACCAUUAUUUAACUUUGAAUUUCGGAAUAAACAGGUCCACCACAGAGCUGACGAAUGUGUUAAUACAUUGAAUCUACUGACAGCUCUCAAUGAAGGAGGAGACAUCAACAACGUCCUAUGCUUCCAGGAAUUAACAGCGCUCAAUUUUAAAAAUCGGUUCAACUUGAACCAAGUUGCAGUAGUUGGCCACUCAUUUGGGGGUGGCACAGCAGUCACAGCUCUUACCAAAGAUUCCAGAUUCAAAGUUGCCAUUGCACUAGAUGGCUGGUUUGACCCAGUAGAGUCAGAACUUUAUUCCAAGAUACAAGAUCAGCCCAUCUUGCUUCUAAACAAUGAAACAUUCCAAUGGGCUGAUAACAUCAAAGAUCAAUUCCGUUUAAUGCCAGGCAACCUAGAUAAUGACCAAGGUGACCUAGAAGAGAAGAGAAAAAUGAUCACCUUAAUGGGUGGGUGCCAUCAAAGCCAGACUGAUUUUCAGUUCAUGAUAAGCAAACAGGCUGGUCGAUUCAUGAGAAUGAGACACACUCUGGACCCAAAAUGCUGUAUGCACAUCAAUACCAGAGCUGUAGUGGGAUUCCUGAGAAAGGCCUUCAAAAUUCCAAAUGUUGAAUAUUUUGACGAAAUUCUUGAAGGAAAUCACGAACAUUUGAUAAGAGGAACUAAUGUUGAUCUCUCAAGCACAUGGAAACCAUAUUGAUUAUUGUUUCCAUGACAAAAUAUAUGCAGUAGCUAUGACAACCAUGAACAAUUAUUAUUGAAUUGGCAAAUCAUAACAGAAACUCGAUAAACAAGGUAUAAAGAAGACAGGGACUUCAAACUAGCAGACUGAUCGGGAAUCAGAAGACAUGAAAUAAUAAUUAUGUCCAUGAAGAAAUCAUAUGCAUAUACAGAUACAUGUAUAUAUGUAUAUGAUUUGCAAAUACUGUUCUUAUGCUAAAUGUGGCACUUGUUUUUAAUUUGGUGAUUAUGACCCAGAACUAAUCAAGUGAGAUAAAGUGGAAAGAAUGAAUGAAGUUCACUUCAUUUCUAUUAUCUCUGCCAAAAAUUGCCAAAAUCAUGCUACAUUAGUAGAACAACAGUACUUGACAUCAAUCCAGGACUGAAAAACAGGAGAUUGUUAUAUAUUAACAUAUUACUGGAAGAGGUUUGAGCUUAACAGAAACCCACCUACAUUAGGUUUGUGAGAAGUAGUGCUUUGAUGCUUACCUUUUGCAUUGUUUGCCCAUUGUUCAUGGGUUUGGGGUGACAAGUACUAUCAAGACAGUAUCUGGUAUAACAUUGAUAUCCAGUAAAACCUGUAUACAGUGAAC
This is a messenger RNA of Owenia fusiformis, 2095 nucleotides long. Lineage: Eukaryota; Metazoa; Annelida; Polychaeta; Sabellida; Oweniidae. The record is from the annotation of a GenBank genome assembly.